AUGUUCCGGCUCGCAAUAGCAAGCCUCGCCAUCAGCGCAACGGCGGCGCUAGCCCUCGACAAGCGCGCCGCCGUCUCAGACUGCCUUGCCGAGAAGGAAGUCCCCGUAAGCGAGGUCGGCACCGAGGACUGGGACUGGGACGCAGCGCCCUUCAACGUCCGCACCCCAUUUACCCCCGUGGCCAUUGCUGUCCCCAGCACGGAGAAACAUAUCCAAGAUGCCAUUCAGUGCGGUGUUGAGAACGGAGUCAAGGUGACGCCCAAGUGUGGCGGUCACAGCUACGCGAAUUAUGGGUUUGGCGGUGAGGAUGGCCAUUUAAUGCUUGAAUUGGAUAGGAUGAAUAAGGUUGAGUUGGAUGAGGAGACUGGGAUUGCUACUGUCGAGGGUGGUAGUAGACUUGGACAUGUUGCGUCCGUGUUGUACGAGCUUGGGAAGAGAGAUUUUAGCCACGGCACCUGCCCGGGUGUCGGUUCCGGUGGCCACGUCCUCCACGGCGGCUACGGUAUAAGCUCCCACACCAAAGGCCUCGCCCUCGACUGGCUCCUCUCCGCCCGCGUCGUCCUCGCCAACUCCACCGUCUUAACGGCCUCCGUCGACGAAAACCCCGACCUCUUCUGGGCCAUCCGCGGCGCGGGAUCCUCUUUCGGCGUCGUCUCGCAGUUCAAGUUCAAGACCUUUGAGGUCCCCGAGACCGUGACGCGCUUCAACUCCAUCCUGCGCUGGAACGCGAAUAACUCGGUGGCCGGGCUCAAGGCCCUGCAGGAGUGGGCCGCCGAGGACAUGCCGGCUGAGAUGAACGCCAGAGUGUUUUUGACACCGCAGAUUCCGAAUUUGGAGGGGUUGUUUUAUGGGACGAAGGAGGAGUUGACGGAGGUUUUGAGUCCAGUGUUGGAGAAGGUAAAUGGGAUGUUGCAGGAUGCUACGGAGACGGAUUGGCCUGGGCAGUUGAGCCAUUUUGGAGGUGGUCUUGAUCUUGACCAGACCCAUCCCUACAACAAGCAAGACAACAUCUACUCCACAAGCAUCUACACCGACGCCCUCACCGACGAACAACUCGAAUCCCUCGUUGACUACUGGUACACCAAAGCCAAGAAAGUCCGCCGCGGCUGGUACCACCACAUCGACUUCCACGGCGGCAAGACCUCGGCCAUCUCCGCCGUCUCCAACAAGGCCACGUCCUACGUCCACCGCGACAAGCUCCUCAUGCACAACUUCUACGACCACGUCGACAUUAAGGACACGUACCCCGAGGACGGCUUCGAUCUCUUCAACGGCUUCAUCGACGCCAUCGUCGGCGACGGCGAUAAGUUGGAUUACGGCGCGUACUUUAACUAUCCCGAUCCGAACUUGGAUCAGGAUACGGCUCAGAAGAGGUACUGGGGCGAGGCGCUGCCGAAGUUGCAGGAGAUUAAGGCUGCUGUUGAUCCGGAUGAGGUGUUUUAUUUGCCGCAGUCUGUGAGGCCGGCGAAGAAGGCCGGUUCUGAGGAGGAGGCUCCCAAAGAAGAAGCUCCUGAGGAAGAAGCUCCUGAGGAACCACCAGUGGAGGAGGAGCCGGAAAAGAAGAAGAAGAAGAAGUGCUAG
This is a messenger RNA of Scedosporium apiospermum, 1581 nucleotides long. RefSeq names its product Glucooligosaccharide oxidase. Gene Ontology annotation, molecular function: oxidoreductase activity; FAD binding. The coding region runs from base 1 to 1581 and encodes 526 amino acids. The transcript is spliced from 3 exons. The record is from RefSeq and is a predicted model, not a curated record. Lineage: Eukaryota; Fungi; Ascomycota; Sordariomycetes; Microascales; Microascaceae.